AUGAAUCAAGAGAUGAGCGAGGAGGAGAAGAUAGCGUACGUGUUUAAAGUGGUGGUGAUCGGCGACUCCAAGUCCGCCAUCGGCGUCGAAUUUCAGAACCGAACCAUCUCCAUCAGCUCUAAACUCGUCAAGGCUCAGAUCUGGGACACCGCCGGCCAGGAGAGGUAUAGAGCUGUGACGAGCGCGUACUACAGGGGAGCCCUGGGGGCAAUGCUGGUGUACGACGUGACGAAGCGGCAGAGCUUCGACCACGUGACGAGAUGGGCGGACGAAAUCGAGAGACUUGAACAACUCAGGGCUCACGCCGACGCCUCCAUUGUCAUCAUGUUGAUAGGUAACAAGGCUGAUCUCGUCGACUCCAGAGCUGUGGAGUUCGCGGAGACCCAAAAUCUCUUCUUCUUCGAGACCUCGGCUCUCAGCGGGGAGAAUGUGGAGCCUGCGUUCCUGACGCUGCUCCAGGAAAUCUAUGAUGUGGUUUCUAAGAAGGCCUUGGAUAGCAGCAAUUUGGUGAAGCCCAAUGGGGGGCUGUUGUCAGGGUUGAAGAUUGAAGCCGCUCAGUCUGAAGUUAGUGAGAUGAAGAACUUGUCUACCUGUUCUUGCUGACUUGUGUUUCUCAAUAUACUACACCAUGUGCUACUUUUGCUAUGUUUUCAAAUAUUAUCGGCAUGGGGCUAACUGCCAUCGCUGUCGGUGGAAAUUUGCCACUCAAAUCCCUACGGCUUCAUGUGGCUGAUGAUAAUCAUAUCUGUUGAUAAAAAAUAUCCAUAGGCUUAUUGUUGAUGUUUGUUAACUAAAC
Messenger RNA from Salvia splendens (bonfire salvia), 796 nucleotides. Its product is annotated as ras-related protein RABA3. The transcript has 3 exons. The record is from RefSeq and is a predicted model, not a curated record. Bases 1 to 603 code for a protein of 200 amino acids. Lineage: Eukaryota; Viridiplantae; Streptophyta; Magnoliopsida; Lamiales; Lamiaceae. Gene Ontology annotation, molecular function: GTPase activity; GTP binding.